Tuber melanosporum (Perigord truffle) is the source of this 1537-nucleotide messenger RNA. RefSeq lists its product as uncharacterized. The transcript has 2 exons. The record is from RefSeq and is a predicted model, not a curated record. The coding region runs from base 61 to 747 and encodes 228 amino acids. NCBI's taxonomy places the organism in Eukaryota, Fungi, Ascomycota, Pezizomycetes, Pezizales, Tuberaceae.
CCUUUACCUCCACCCCCACAAUCCCCAUCUCAAUCAAUCAAUACAACAACACCCACAACCAUGGCCGAAAACCCCACCGACAAUACAGCUCUCAAAGUCCGCUUAAUAACACACAUGAACAAAGACCACAAGAAAUCCCUAAGCCACUACCUCCAACACUACUCAAAACUCCCACCAGCAAUCGCAGACACGGCCCAGCUUGUCGACGUCUCGCUCUCGCGCAUCACCCUCACCACCCGCUCCUCGCCUACGGGGACUGAGACGACAACGUACCUCCCCAUCCGCCCCUCGGCCAUGCAGAACAUGUCGGAAUCGAGGGAGCGGUUGGUCUAUAUGGCGAACGAAUGCCUAACCGGACUGGGAAUGAGUCCGUAUGUGGUCAAAACUUACACCCCGCCCGGAGCCUUUGGCAUCGCAGUGGUGGUGGGCGUGUUGAUGGGUUUAUGGACAUUUUCGGCGGAAAGGAAUUUGGCGGAGGGGUCGUUCGUUCGCAUCAAUCUUUUGCACAAUUACCAUCCUUUGGCGGAUUUCCUGAUGAAGACGCAUCUGUUUGGCUUUUUCAGCAUUAUCGUGCUUCACUUAGCCGAGUGUGUGCAUUUACAAAGGACCCGACUGCGUAAGCACCAAGUUGAAACUUUCUCCAAGGUUUGGUGGCUGUGGAUGGUGUCGUCCUCUCUUGAAGGGUUUGGAGUGUUUAAAAGGUUUGAUAAGGAGGUGGAGAAGGUGAUCAAGGCCACGAAACAUUGAGCCCGGUUGUUUGUUUGUUCAUUAGCUCUUUCUUAUAUGAUACCGUCUCUCUUCAUAAUUUACUACCGUAGACCAAAGCCAACCCCCCGAUUAACCGCAGUCGCUCUGAAACUCCCACACCUCAUCCUUCGAUAACACACACCAGCACUCCUCCCGCCACUCUUGCACUCCCUGCAGCAGCGUCAUGAGUUGUACAGCACGAGCACGCAACGCAUACAGUACCACCAUCCUUUUGAAGCAAUCACAACCCCUCACUCGUUAGAACAAUAUCGAUUGUUCACUGGUCCAAUCAAAUUACACAAAAAUAAAAAUGAAAGGAGCUGGCCGCAAAAUCACGGGGGGGGGCAAAGAAAGUUAAAAGGUGCCGUAUCCCGUUACGGGCUGGGUAUGAUAUGAGGAGCUGUCCCGGUGUAUCAUUUGCUAUUUCUAGGCAUUUUUUUUUUUUUCCCCCUUUCGGUUGAUAACAUUACUAUUGUAAUUUAUUCGUUGCCUGUACUGUACUGUGCUGUGCUGUAUCGUACUAGUUCACGCCUAGCGUUAUUGCCUUCGACUGAAGAGUCCUUGGGAAUGACCUCCGCCCCGCGGGACAUAGUCAGGGGAUUUGGACGGGUUAUUCGUUUUCCUGGAUAGAGGUUUCUGCUACGCAGAACCUUCUAUCUAUAUCCUGCUGAGGGCUAUUUGGCAGCAGGGCGGUUCGUGCCGGACCCCUGUGCGAAUCGUGGGUUAGGCCAAGUCAUUUGUUAGUAUCAAUGUUGUGUGUAAUCACUGCUGGAAGCGAGUUAUUGUAAGA